CUAGCAACUGGUGGAAGUGUAGCGUCAGCUGGCUAGCUAGGCGGUCUGCUAACACAUGGAUUAUGCUUGAUUAUGCUCGAUUAUGCUCCAUAAAACAGCGUAUAAAUGCCGCCGAAAAGAAAGGGCCCUUUGCAGCUUGUCCAGAGGGAAGUGGACGAAAUCAAAAAACAGGUUGACAGUCUGGUUAAGGAUGUGCAGAGUCAGGAUGGAUCCUCUGAAGAGGCAUUUCGGAGAUGUCAAGAACUGCAGAUGGCGACAGAGAAGACACUAAAGGCACUGAAUAAACUGACAAAGGCCGAUGAGCUGGCUCCAGUGGGGAACUAUGAUCAGAGGAAGCAGGAAGAGGAGAGGCGACUGCAGUACAUCUUGGAGCGUAUAAACACACUGUCUCUGGAGCUUUCACCACCAGGACCCAGUACUGCUGCAGGCGGUGUUUUAAAGAAAGAUAGUGAGGAUGAGGAUGAUGACAGCGAAGACAGUAAUGACGAAGAUGUUGACAAUGAUGAGGAUGAGACGGCAGCUGCAAAACCGCGUUCUCUGUCAGGUUCCCGCUUCUACACAGUGCUCAGUGACUUCAGAGGAGAACAGGAGGGAGAUCUGUCUGUCCAGAGGGGAGAGGUAUUGAGGAUUAUCAGGACAACAGCAGAUGGAUGGUGGCUGGCUCAGGACAGUAAAGGCAACAGUGGAGUGGUUCCAAAAACCUACCUGAAGAUUGGAUCUGUUGUUGCUGAUGAUGAUGAUGAUGAUGAUGAUGAUGAUGAUGACGAUGACGAUGACGUUGAAAAUGAAGAGGAGUAUUCGGAGGAGGAGGAAGAGCAAGAUGGUGAAAAACUGACGGAUGACAGACAGAAACAGAGCGGUACUUCACAUUCCAACUGGGGAACAGUCAGAAAGGCUUUGACUGAGAUUGAUGCAACAGAUGUGCUCUCUGCCAUGGGGGCUAUACCUUCAGGAUUCAGACCAUCAACUCUCAAUAAAUUGCUGGUGGAGGAAGGUGUAACAUACAGAGGAAGUCACUAUAUUCAGCCUGAGCUCAGCCAAUCACAGCUCUCGUUUAGUGACCUCUUUCUGGACCCAGACAGUGGCAGGGUUCGUGCUCGGCAGGUCAGGACUUGUGUUUGUUUCACUUUGUGGAGCUGCAGAAUGAUUCCUACACCUGGGGUUGGAGUUCAGGUCCUCAGCAAACACAUCCGCCUCUGUGCAUUUGAUGGAACUCAGGUGUUGAGUAACAUCCACACAGUGAGGGCAACCUAUAACUCCAAGAGCCCCAAGACCUGGAGCUUCUCUCCAAGGAUGACAGGUAUCCUACCCGCCCUACUAGAUGGAGACUGUUUCUUACGCUGCAACUCUGCAUCUCCUGACCUCGGUAUCCUAUUUGAACUGGGAGUCACCUUUAUACGGAAUUCUACAGGUGAGAGAGGGGACCUGAGCUGUGGCUGGGCUUUCCUUAAACUGACCGAUGACGCUGGAAAUCCACUGCCCAACAGGACCUAUGAGCUGCCAGUGAACGGUGGCACUCCCUAUGAGAAGGAUGUGGCAGUGGAGGCAUCAGUCACUAGAGGAUCUCCAGCUGGUGUUCUCCAGCAGAUGCUUCAGGCCAGACGGCAGCCCAAACUGAUUGUGAAGUUGAAAUCAGCCAACAGCCGGACCAGAACGCAGCUCAGUCUUCUUCCAGACACUCUGCUUCACUGUUUGAGCUGUGUCCACCUGCUGGCUCUACACAGGCAGCUGCUAGCUGACACACUACUGAUGGACAGGCCCACCAUGCAGAAUGCAGAUCUGAUAUGCAGUCCUAUACUUUCUACCUUCCCUGUGCUGCUGGACCAGCCAGACCUGCUGGAUGCUCUCAGGAGCGCCUGGCUGGAUGCUGAGACCAACAUGAGCAGAGUGCAGAAGAGAGACUUCUCCUAUUUAAAACAAGAGUUCAUCAAAGUCUACAUGUCGUCCGUCUAUUUCCUCCUCCACUCGCCCUCGCUGCCCUCUCAUCGCUGGGCGGACCCUCCCUCAGAGGAGCAGCGGGCCAGAGUCAUCUACGCCACCUUGGAUGCUCUCAAACACACCCAAUUCACAACCAGCCAAUCGGGAGGCCCGGAGGUCUUUGUUGACCCAAUGCAUCAGCAUCUUGCCUUUGAUGUCACAGAGUUGACCUUUGACCUCCUUUGUGUGGCGCGGUAAUGUCACACCACUCAGGGGGAAGAUACAAUUUGAAGUUGAUUAUCUUUUUUAAUGAAGACAAUUUAAAUGAAGUGCAAAUAAAACCCUUAAAUGUGCCAUAAAUACAUUUUGGAAGAUUUUUUAAAUUUCUAAACUUCAAGAAAAAGGCUGGUGAUAUUCUAUAUUUUGUUACUGUCAAUAAAUCCUCUGAAAGACAAAACCGAAAAAUGUAUUACUCCAUUUCUCAAUACUUUCCAUCUUCCCCAGCCUGUAUGUGGCUCUCAGUCACCCAUUGUUGCUUACUGCAGAAGUAAAUCUUUAAAAAGGUAAUGAAGAAAUACGCCUAUAUUGUUAUCAUUGACAGUAACAUACAUCAAAAUAUACAACAUAUACUCUUGUGACAGGAAAUAAAGUGGUCUUAGUUUUGAGAAAUGCUAGCACGGUGCUAACACGCACAUAUCAUACAGCAUAUACACAAAGACGUCUUUGUGUCCUUUGUGAUGACAUGAGAUACUGAUCAUGGCUAAUUAAUUUCAAACAGUGUGAAAUAAAAGGUUGAGCAAAUGUGGACAAGGCUAACCUCAUCAUCAGAGGUCACAUCAUUGAGUUCAGUUCAGGAAUGAGUUCACUCUGCUCCUCUUAAAGUAAACACUAAAACAGGUUACAGUAAUAAUGGAGGAACACUUUGUACUGAUAGCAAAACCAACUGUAAUCGAACCAACAGUGACGUUAUCAGCAUGUUUUGAUUCUGCUAUUUAUCCACAAAUUGUGUUCUUUUUUAAUAAACAUUUUAUUAAAAUAA
This is a messenger RNA of Dicentrarchus labrax (European seabass), 2956 nucleotides long. RefSeq names its product nephronophthisis 1 (gene nphp1). The record is from RefSeq and is a predicted model, not a curated record. Gene Ontology annotation, biological process: protein localization involved in establishment of planar polarity. The transcript is spliced from 20 exons. NCBI's taxonomy places the organism in Eukaryota, Metazoa, Chordata, Actinopteri, Moronidae. The coding region runs from base 106 to 2175 and encodes 689 amino acids. Gene Ontology annotation, cellular component: cilium; cytoplasm. Gene Ontology annotation, molecular function: protein binding.